UCCCCCAUUUCGACACCUUCAAGAUGACUCACGAGUCUGUUUGGUACUCCCGGCCCCGCAAGUACGGCAAGGGCUCCCGCGAAUGCCGUGUCUGCACUCACCGCGCCGGUCUGAUCCGCAAGUACGGCAUGAACAUCUGCCGUCAGUGCUUCCGUGAGAAGUCCACCGACAUUGGUUUCAACAAGGUUCGUUUUUUUUUCCUUCUUCUAAUUCUGCGCCCGCACCAUAUCCCGAACACCACUUGA
Molecule: messenger RNA, 245 nt
Organism: Penicillium diatomitis
Lineage: Eukaryota; Fungi; Ascomycota; Eurotiomycetes; Eurotiales; Aspergillaceae
Product: 40S ribosomal protein uS14
Exons: 4
Coding region: 24-245 (73 amino acids)
Biological process (GO): translation
Cellular component (GO): ribosome; cytosolic small ribosomal subunit
Molecular function (GO): structural constituent of ribosome; RNA binding; zinc ion binding
Source: RefSeq, a predicted model, not a curated record